This is a messenger RNA of Phymastichus coffea, 2165 nucleotides long. It is a transcript of the gene Srp54, whose product is annotated as probable splicing factor, arginine/serine-rich 7. The record is from RefSeq and is a predicted model, not a curated record. Bases 228 to 1793 code for a protein of 521 amino acids. Gene Ontology annotation, molecular function: RNA binding. Lineage: Eukaryota; Metazoa; Arthropoda; Insecta; Hymenoptera; Eulophidae. The transcript is spliced from 4 exons. Gene Ontology annotation, cellular component: nucleoplasm.
GACCUCAACGGAGCGAAAUAAAAUUCGCGGGAUAUUGUGAGUUUGUUUGGUUUUUCUGCUCAGCGUUGAUCCUGAGAGUCACUGCUACAAUCUACGUCGUCGCUGUCGGCAAACAUGUGAAGGUGUAUAAGUUAUUAAGUGGUGAGCGCAGAGUAAGAAUCGGGAAAGAAACAGAAGAAAGCCUAAAGUGUGCGGCGUCAAGCUAACCUCUAAAGUCAGACGACGCAAUGGCGGUAGGCUCGACGAAGGUCGUCCAAGUGACCAACAUUGCACCUCAGGUCACUAAGGACCAGAUGCAAACGCUGUUUGGUUAUCUGGGUAAAAUUGAGGAUAUUAGAUUGUAUCCGACUAUCAGGGAUGUCGCUGUGCCCGUGCAGUCGAGGAUCUGUUACAUCAAGUUUCACGACCCCACCAACGUCUCUGUUGCCCAGCAUAUGACCAAUACCGUCUUCAUCGACAGAGCACUCAUUGUUACACCUUGGCAAAAUGGUGAUAUUCCUGAUGAGCAAAGGGCUUUGGAGCUUACGAACAAUGGCACUAUUGUUCCAGGGCUUUACCCUGCUGAACCAAAGCUUCCACCUCAUGUAGUCAAUUCAAUUGAAGGCAUCCCACCAAAUCAUGUAAUCUCUACAAUGGAUCCUAAGCUAGAAUCUAAUGGUUUGCCUUUGUAUCCAAACUUGCCUGGACACUUGGAUUCUAGAAAAAUUGAAGAAAUUCGUAGAACACUAGUAAUUGGUAAUCUAGAUUCUUCAACCACAGAGCAGCAGGUCAUAGAUUUCUUUAGUAGUAACAAUCUUGAGGUGAAAUAUGUGCGUUUGUGCACCAGGGAUUCUGAUAAUGAUCACUAUGCUCUAGUUGAAUUUUCUGAGCAAGGGUCAAUUGUGCCUGCUUUGCAGCUCAAUGGUCAAAAUCUCAAUGAUAAACCAUUAAAGAUGACUCACUCAAUACAGGCUAUUGCUAAGCCAGAAACUAAAAGUAAUGAGGCUGCUCAGAAGGAGAUUGAGGAAGCAAUGUCAAGAGUAAAGGAGGCACACAACCUUAUCUCAGCUACUAUUGAUCCUAUGAUAGGCAUGUUAUCCAAAGAUAAGCGUAGCCGCAGUACUUCUCGUGGUAGGAAAACAAGAUCGCGCUCCCGUGGUCGCUCGAGGAGAUCUCGCUCUCGCAAGCGUUCGCGGUCCCGUCAUCGUCGCUCACGUUCUCGUGGACACCGACGUCGCUCAAGAUCACGAUCACGCAAACGUUCAAGAUCCAGAGACUCAAGACGACGCAAGUCGAGAUCGCGUAAACGUAGUAGUUCUAGAACACGCCAUCGUUCAAGAUCCAGAGAUCGCCGAUCGAGGUCGAGAAGAUCAAGAUCCAGGUCCAAGGACAGAAAGAGGGACAGGAAAUCACCCGAGAGGAGAAAACGAAGUCGUUCACGUUCACGCAGUAGGCGUUCAAAAUCAAAAUCACGCUCUCAUCGCUCUCGAUCCAAAUCAAAAUCGAGAUCUUCCAAGUCCAAGUACUCAGAGAAAUCUCGCGAUAAAGAUAAGGACAGGGAUAAGGAUAAAGAACGAAGCAAAGACAAAAGUGAAAGCAAUGGGAAAAGUAAGAGCAGUAGCAGCAAUAGCAAAGACGAUCGGGAGAAGAACGAUGACAGCAGUCGUAGUUCUGAAAAGAAAUCCAGGGAUAAGGAAAAGGAGAGGAAAGCUGAGAAGGAAGAGAAAAAGUCAGAAGACAAAAGUCGCGCUAGUUCUGAAUACAGCGACAAACAAGAUAAGGAUAAACACGACUCUGAGAAAGAGAACGUAUAAAUUAUAUUUAUUCACGUUAGUGAAAGAAACAACUGCACAACUCGGGUACGCAAUUCCUUUUCCCCCCUCCUAAUUAUCCAUCGUGCCCGUUCCUUUGUUUUUAUCUUAUCUUUUUCGGUUGUUUAUUUUUGUAGUCGACAAAAAAUUCAGUCUGGCAAACGAUUUCAAUAACCCUUGUCUGUGUAAAAUAUGUCAUGUAUGGCUUUAAUUUUAUAAGUUUCAACUUUAUUUGUAUAAAAAGAAAAACAUACGAAGAAAUGAUUAUACUUUGAGAAAGGUCAACAAUGCAUUUUUCUAAGAUUUCUAUUAACUACCAGUCUCGCUCUGCUUUUCACAACAUACACAUUAUAUCUAUAUAUAUACACACAGCAG